ACUACGCACCGCACGCCAACUUGGACCACCGAAUUUCGUGAAGAGAACACGGACACCGGCCCGCAUCAGUAUACAGUUGAAUUUGGCAUCGAAAACACGUUCCUAGUGAGUAAAGUUCCGAGACACGGCAUUUUAGUUGUGCGCUGUUACCGCUAAAAUUUAACCUUACAAUGACAACGUGUGUUAUAAUUUUGUGUACGGACUGUCGUAUUUAUAAACAAUAAUGGGCUAAAACGAUUGGCGUUAUAGUUUUUUAUUUAUUUUUUCAUUAUUUUCCUUAAUUUUGAAGUGAUAUGCGAGUAUCAAUCAAAAGCAGUUAUGUUUACUACAUUUUAAAUGUUAUACCACCGGGACUAAGAACUUUUGAAAUGUUAUGACAUUUAUAAAGUGACUGUUGUAUUUUUUUGUUUUAUAAACUUUUUUGUGUUUUAUUAAAAACUGUUUUAAAAGUGCAAUGGCUAGUAGCAGUGGCGUUCAACAACAAUUUAUGCAGCAAAUGAACAGUCCGUUUCACUGCAAAGAAUGUGGCAUUUCUCUCAACUCAGCCGAAUCAUUAGAGGUACAUCUUCAGUAUCACAAAGAAAAUUUGUUGAAGAAUUGGGCAGUGCAGGCACAAUCAUCGCAUUCGGAAGAGACCAACAACAACACCAAGACAAACAUAAAACGUGAGUUGAUUUCUAAUAAUACUAUUGCUGCUGCUGAUAGUUCUGACUCGAUGCAAAAAAAGAGUCCUGAUUAUAGUAGAGCUACCCCAGAAACUAUUUUUGGUCAUCCACCCACUCCCCAAAGUUACCAAAGUGCAUCUUCACCUUAUCAAAAUCAAGAUAAUUCUACUUUUUCAACAAACUUUCAAAGCUAUCCUGUCAAAUUAGAACGUAGUUCUCCCACACCCCAAUAUCAAAAUAAUUAUUCAAACUAUCCGGAACAACAAUAUUUUUCAAUGGACUCUUCAAGUCAAGGCCAACAAUUUAAUCAAGAAUCCUUUGUCCACAAAUCUGCGUACAGGUAUCACCCGUACAAUCAAAACCAGUCUCAAAACAGCCCUUACGACAGGCAGGCACAGGUGUCUUCGUCAAGCCCUGCUUACCCUCCUCAACCAACCCCCUCACCGAGCCCCAAACAAUGCGAUAAGUGUGGCUAUGUAUGUGAAUCCGCUUCACAAUUAAUCGAGCAUUUAAAUAUGGCUCACCCCUCGACCCCUGCAUCACAUCUUGUUCCCUAUCAGUCAAAUCAGCAUUUCAUGUUUGAUCACACUGUAAUUAAACAGGAAGAUCCAGCCCAAAGUGAAAUUUUAGAUUUAGAUUCACAUAAAGUCGUACAUAAUGUAUAUCCAGACGAAGAAAAACGUCAAAAUGGUGAUCCAAACCCUCAUUCCGUCUCGGCUAUGCUUAAUUCUUGGCCAUCCCCUCAACAGACUCCCCAACAAAAAAUUUUUCAACAGCAAGAGCAACGUAUGUUUCCUAAUUCUGAGUCUAAAAUGUUCUCUCAAAACAUUCCUGACAACAUUCCAGAAAAUAAAAUUUUUCAAUCGGAACAAAAAUUGUUCCAACCUCAUCAGAUGCACAGCCAGGAGUUUCUGGGUAACAAUGUUACUACUACUUCUCAGGAGUCUGUAUCGAAUGGUAUAAAUCAACCACCCCAAGCUUAUAGACCGUUUGAACAUAUGACAUCACCUCCAAAUACAGCUGUCAUCUCUAGUACACAAGUUCCUACAAAUCCAGUGCCUCCUCCAGCUCCUAUGGGUAAAGGGGCUAACUGGAAGUCGAAUGAAGCUAGAAGACCUAAAACUUACAACUGCACGGCUUGCAACAAGUGGUUUACUAGUUCUGGUCAUCUGAAACGGCAUUAUAAUACCACUUUGCACAAAAAUGCUGUAAAAUCCAGCGGCCAACCAGAUCCGGCAUCUUUGCCAAUUAGUGCUCAUCACCAUCCCGCCAGAGAACCCUCAUCGAAGCAAGACGAACGUCCUCAGUCGAGUAGUUCCGGAGAUGAGAUUCGCAAUGAAGACAACAACAGUAUGCCGCAAUAUGAGAGACUGGGUCCAAUGUCAGGUAUGAGUGGGCCGUAUGAUCGACAACCUCCUCCAAGUGUUCAUCAUACGCCUCCACUACAUUCUCCGAUGCCUCAUUCACCUAUACCUCAUUCGCCGAUGCCUCAACAUCCCAGCCCGCUGGGAAAUCACCUUGGGAAUCCAAAUUUAUCGAAUGGGAGUCCCCCAAACGGGGAUGCAGGUCCCUCAACCACCAACCUGGGGGGCCUGCUAUCACUGACCUCUCCCCCAAUCAAUACGGGCAAUACCCCCCAUGGGUUCAAUAUGCCUCCUCAGCAUAUGAUGUCAAUGGAGAACAAUCAAUUUCAGAUGUACCCAAACGAGCUUGCCCCCCACGUUAUGCCGGCUAUGGCUACCAACAACCUCAGUACUACUGGUGAAUACCAGUUCGUUCUGCAACAACGCCUAGUCGAAGAAAAUCAGCCCUUACCGAGUUUUGCGCAAAUUCAAGCGCAUAGGUUUAAUGUUAUCGGGUAUGAAACAGCUAACGUGGGGGGCAGGGGUUCGGUAACGACCCCUUACACAACUUACUACGAAACGGAUAUUUCAGAUAUGAGGCCUGUGCUUUACAGAGAAACCGACUACAAAUUAACCGUUGUUACUCCUUUAGAGUCACCAACACAUCAAGAAUACAUCCUUGGUUAUCCUUCCGAUGAACACCUCCACGACCACGAAGAAGAUUUGAGCAUGAUUUCAAUGACUUCAGAACAUGAAUCUAAAAUUAUGGAAGAGAAUAAAAUGCAAAUUAUGGAGGACAUCAAACUUCGGUUAGAAGCCCAACCAAAAAGUCCAGAAAAGGCACACACUAAGAGGGAUUAUGAAGAAAAUAGCAUCCCAUUGAUAACUUCCACUAGCAAACCUGGUUUACACAAAUGCUACGAUUGUGAUAAAGUUUUUAACAAAGCUUGUUAUCUUACUCAGCAUAAUAAAACUUUCCACAGUGGGGAUAAGCCUUUCAAAUGUUCGAGGUGUGGUAAGCGAUUCUCAUGUGAAGUCACAUAUCAAGAACAUCUCACGAAGCACGCAGGUGACAAACCUCAUAAAUGUGAGCUUUGUCCGAAACAGUUCAACCACAAGACGGACCUGAGAAGGCACAUGUGUCUCCAUACUGGCCAGAAACCCUAUGCUUGCGAAACCUGUGGCAAGGGUUUCAUUCGAAAAGACCACAUGAUGAAGCAUUGUGAGACCCACAUCAGGAAGACACAGUCCAAAAUUGCUGCUAUCCGUUGAUGAAGCACUUUGUGUACGUAGAAAUUUAUUGUUUUUGUCAUUUUGGCACUUUUCUACUUAAAUGUAAACUCUAUUUAAAGAAUAUUUUAUUAGAUUUUGUAAAUAUUUAUUUUAUAUUUUUAUUUUAUGAAUAACAAAACGGAGACAAAACAGAGUAAAUAUUUAAUUUGUUGCUUAUUUUUAAAAAAUACUUAAUUUUUUUAUUUAAUUCAGCUACUUAUUACAUUCAGUCUCAUUUCUUGGCCACUUAUUUUAUUUUCAGAUUUUAGCUAGUGAUUAAACAAAAUGAAAACUGAUAGUUUCGGUAGUAAUGUAUCUUUCUCAAAUGAAUUGUGCUAAUAAUUAUUAUUUGUAUACUCUAAUAUUUUUUUAGUAUUCGAAUUAACCAUUUUAAUGUAUUUUAACAAAAUAUUAAGGGAAUAUGCGAGUAUUAAGUAUAAGGCUAUAAUACAGUUUUAUUUCUUCUUUUUAAAUAAACUUACAGUGUGUCCAAAGUCGGCACCAUAUCGAAAACUUUUUUAUUUCUAGUUUCAUGAAAAAAAUUCUUUAUAAAAACUUCUGCAUGCUCUGAAACUUAAAAUACAAUCAUCAACUAUUUAAAUUUUUUCAUCCAUAUACGAGGUGUGUAAAAAAAUAUAAACAUAAAUUCAUAUUUUCUGACAAACCGCGCAUAUGACUAAAAAUUUUUUAUUUCUGAUGAUUGCUUUCUAGGUUUAAGAUCAUUCAGAAAUUUUUAUAAAGACUAACAUUUUUUCAUAGAAUUAAAAAUUAAAUAGUUUUUCAUUGUCUCAAGUUUGCACCAUAACAAAAUGGAAAACUUUUUUAUUUUUAGUUAAAAAAAUAUUUGUCUUUAUAAAAAGUUCUGAAUGAUCUAAAACCUAGAAUACAAUCAUCAGAUAUGAAAUUUUUCCAUCAUAUUUUCCAUAUUUACAGUUUAUUAAAAAAUUAAUAUCUGAUGAUGGUUACUAGGGUUUUAAUCAUUCAGAACUUUUUAAAAAGAAUAAUUUUUUUUAUAAAACUAAAAAUAAAAAAGUUUUCCAUAUGGUGCAGACCUUAAUUGGACACGAUGGGAAACUUUUUUAUUUUUAAUUUGAUAAAAAAAAAAGUUACAGAAACUUCUUCAUGAUCUAAAACCGAAAAUACAGUCAUCAUCUAUUAAAUUUUUUCAGCCAUAUACGAGGUGUGUCAAAAAAUAUAAACAGAAAAUUCAUAUUUUCUGGCAAACCGCGUAUAUGACUAAAAAAUUUAAUUUUUGAUGAUUACAUUCUAGGUUUAAGAUAAAGGAUUACUUUUUUUCAUAGAAUUAAAAAAAAAGUUUCCCAUUGUCUCAAGUCUGCAUCAUAAUAAUAUGGAAAACUUUUUUUUAGUUUAAAAAAAAUUAUUCUUUAAAGAAAUUUCUAAAUGAUCUAAAACCUAGAAUACAAUCAUCAGAUAUUAAAUUUUUUCGGUCAUAUUUUACAUAUUUACCAAAUUUAAUAAAGAAAUUAAUAUCUGAUGAUGGUAUACUAGGUUUUUGAUCAUUCAGAAGUUUUUAUAAAGAAUAAUUUUUUUUCUAAAACUAAAAAUAUAAAAGUUUUCCAUAUGGUGCAGAUUUAAUUGCAUACAAUGGGAAACUUCUUAAUUUUAUGAAAAAAAGUUAUUCUUUAUAAAAACUUAGCAUGAUCUAAAACCCAAAAUACGAUCAUCAACUCUAUUGAAUUUUUUUAGUCAUAUACGGGGUGUGUCAAAAAAUAUGAACACAAAAUUAAUAUUUUCUCUCAAACCGCGUAUAUGACUAAAACAAUUUAAUUCCAAAAAUCAUUCCUCAUAACUUUUUAUAAAGAAUAACUUUUUUUCAUAAAAAAAAUAAAAGUUUCUCCAUUGUCUCCAAUUAAGUCUGCCAUAUGGAAAAUUCUUUCAGUACGGAUCAAUUGGGAUAUGGAGAACAAGCCUACGUUCUUUCCGAUGAGGCUCCAAUAAGAGCCGAAAAUCGCGAUUCAAGGGACUGGACUGUGCUCCGUAUUCUAAUUGAAAAGUAAGAUUGUUUUGCCUUCGCAUUGCAACUGAAUUAAAAAUAAAAAUUUUAUUUUAUUUUUAUAUUGGUCUUUACUCCUUCGAGUAACUAGGUCCAUUUUCUGUUGGAAUUUACCAGCUGAACAGACGGGGUCGUGAUUUGUAAGUUUUUUGAAUUCCCUCUUGUCUUCUUCGCUUCAGCAUCCAUUUGGCUUGCAAAUUUUAGAAGCCUUGGAGGUGUUACCAAGGAAAUGGACCAAUAAGUUUUCGAUUUAAAAAUCUUUUAGUAAUAUUUUAAUAUUUUCUAAAUAUUAUUAAUAAUGCUAUUAGGAUCGAAAACUUCAUCUUUUAUUUUUAGUUUUAUGAAAAAAAAUUAUUCUUUAUAAAAAGUUCUGAAUGAUCCAAAACCUAGUAUACUAUCAUCAGAUGUUAAUUUUUAAUAAACAGCGUAUACGACGGAAAAAAUUUAAUAUCUGAUGAUUGUAUUGUAGGUUUUAAAUCAUUCAGAACUUUUUAUAAAGAAUAACUUUUUUCCAUAACAAUAAAAAAUGUUCCAUAUGGUGCCAACUUAAUUUGACAUACCUACUGUAUACUCUAGUGCAGCGGUUCUCAAUCUGUGGUACAUGUAUCACUGGUGGUACAUAUUAUAUCAUUAUUUGCGAUGGUACACAAAACGCAAAAUCAGCAACAAUAUUAUAGUUAAUUAGAUUACCUCAUCAUCAUCAAUGGCGCUUCAACUCUUCGUGAGUCUUUGCCGCAUUUACUAUUGCCUUCCAUGUUUGUCGGGCCUGUGCCACAAUUAGAUUACCUAGCUAUACUAAACUCACAACCAAGAUGCAGUAGAAAUAAACAAACCAAGACACUUCAAUGUUACGGGGAGCACUCCGAAAUUAUGAUUUUCAAUGUAUAUACGUUGUAUAAAUCUCAAAUCAUGAUUUACAAAUUUUAUACAUUGUAAAUCAUGAUUCGAGAGUGUUCCUCUUAAUAUUGAAGUGUCUUCGUUUGUUUAUUUCUACUGCAUCUUGUGAAUUUAGUUUAUAGAUAAUUAUUUCAGUUAGGUGGUACCAAAAAUAAUAAAAAGUUUUUUGUGGUACAUGACUAAAAAAGAUUGAAAACCGCUGCUCUAGUGUGCGCUCUCUAAAGAGAGUUAUUUUGCAGUCUGAACAAUAUGUACAAAUCACCAAUAUUCUUCUUUAUUCCAGGAAUUAGAUAUGUGUCACAUGUUCAUGUAUCAAGCCAAUAAUUUGAUACAAAAUCACUCUUUUAAAUUUAUUCCCUAAUAAACCAUAUUAUGCCAAGCAAAGUGUUUACUCCAGAAAAAUGCAUUAUUACUAACACACAUUAUGAACCGGUUAACAGAUUUUUUUAUAAUAUAAAAGCAUAUUAUUUAUAUGAGCAUAUUAUGCUCAUAUUAAUAUAUUUGUAUAACUGGUAAGCUACUCUCCUUUUUUUUCAGUGAUUAUUUAGUUGAUGUUAAUAUUUAUUUAGAUAUUUUACUGAAAUAAGCAACAUAUUAAGGGCAAAUCCUCGCAAAUUUGGAAAAUUUUCCCUCUGUAUAUUUUGAUUUUGAAACUUCGACAUUUCAAAUGGAUAAGUUAGAAUUUAUAACAAAAAAGUGUUAAUCCGAACAGUUUAUCUAUUUCAGUGAAAAACAUGUAUUCUUUCUUCUAAAAUUUGAAGGAUUGGCUCUGUAAAAAUUCAAAGAAAGAAUUGCUCAAAUGUUUAUUUUAUAGUGUCCGAUAAUAAUCAAUACUCAGAACAGCAAUACCUCAGAAUCUCAGUUAUUAAAUAUAGAUAUAAAAUAUUUAUAUCAGAUUUUAUUAUAAAAAUCUUGUGGAUGUACAAACUCUAGAAUCAGGUUAAAAUGUAUAAAUUUUAAAUAACUAGAGCAACACUUUUUGUUUUUCAGUUGAUGAUAAAUAUAUCAUACCAGUUUUCUUGUUCUUCCUUUCAAUAUAAUAAACCAAUAUAACAGAAAGAAAAGUCAGGUCACACAAUAUCUUAGUGACAAUGUAACAUUUUUUUAGAUAUACAUACUCAUUUUCCAAACUCAGUUGAAACCUUUUUUUGAUGUAAAAAUCUUUCCAAUUGAGUUUGGAAACAUUUUUUUUCUUUAAUUUGUCAGGUACCUAUGUAAUCAGAUAUAUUUUAUUUCCUAUUAACUAAAUAAUGUCAAAAAUGAACAAUAAUUCUUUUUACUUUGAUUUCACUACGUAUCACUACUAACUGUCUAUUUGUAUUAUUUUUUUAUCUAUAACUAUCUAUCAAUCAUCAGUUACUGAGGUACAUCCUUUUUAUAAAAUUUGUUUUUCCCUGUUAUCUAAUUUUUGUCUUACAUAAUAUCUUCUCUUUGGUCUUAUAUCUUCUUAUAUACCUACCUACAUAUUAUCUAACCAACAAAUGUUUACAGUUGUUUUAAUUGCUCUAUUUCCUUUGUUACAUUGUUUUGACUUAAUAAUUGGUCACUGAGUCUUGUUCACGUAUUCUCAAAUAUUCCUUUAAAAUUUAAAGGAAUUUUUUGGAAUUGUGCUUUACCUUUAAUACUCUUUUUACUAAAAGAGUUUUUCUACAAUUGGGUUCAUUUUCAAGAUCAGCAUCAAUACCGAGUAGAUACCUUUAUCGUUAUUGUCAUAAUUUUUCUGUAAAUUCUUAAUUUUUUAAUUUUUCUAUUUUAUUCCUGUUUUUGAAGCUUCUUUAUCAUUUUUCUUGUUGCAAUGAUUUUAUCAUUAUGCAUUUGCCUUACUUUUAUUCAUAUUUUAUGCAACUUUUCUUCAUCUUUGUUUAAUAUUUGCAAGAACUAUGUAUGUCAAAUACAUCGUCGGCCUCAUAUGAAAAGUGCCCAAGUCCAAAUUAACAAAUUUUACAGGAGACGCAGAAAACUGAUUUAAAGAACCAUUGAAAGAAUUAGUUUGUAGAAUUAUUUUUUGUGGUUCUAGCGACAUCUAUUGACUUUUUUGAACUUUUUUGUCUUGCUAUGCAUACGUACCAUAAAUAUUAGGUAUGUUGGCGCAAAAAUCUCAUGUUUGCUUAUUUUGGGACUUAGGCACUUUUCAAUAUGAGGCCGACGACAUGUUGUUUUAACGUAUUAUCUUUGCUUCUUGUAUGAACUUUAAAUUAAUGAAUUUUCUAAAUAUCGUUUUAUACUAACUACAGAAUUUUAGUCUUACAUUUGUAAACUUUGGAAUAUUAUUUAGGAAAUAGCAAACUUGGUAAUUUUUAAUUUUCAUCAACUGAAAGAUUGAUUUUUAACUACAGGGUGAAAUUUUAUGACAUUAACAAUUUGAAAUAUUAUUUUGACCAAAACCUAGCUCUUAUACUAUUUAAUGGUGCAAUAAGUUUUGAAUAAUUUACUCUUUUCAAGCUCUCUAAUUGAAAUAACAUAAUAAAUGUUUUCGUGUAUGGAAACUUUUUACUAUUUGGGGAGGAACAUUGUUCAUCCAGGAUUGGCUUAUCGAAAGCAGACACAUUAGUAGUAGAAACAGUCUUACAAAUUUGUAAUGCCAUUUUAAUUUUUUCUAGAUACAAAAAGUUUACAGAAUUUGUGAUUUCAAUCCUUUGUGUUUCCUUUGUGUCUAUGUUCUAACAAAUACAUACCAAUUUUUCUUGAUGACAACAAGAAUAAUCAUGAUCGUCAGAAUAAGUUUUAGGUAAUCAUUUAUUCAUACAAAACAUAUUUUUAUACAAAGAAUACUUACUGCGUUUCAUUUGUAUGAGUAGCUGCCUUUAUCGAGAAUCCUUUUAUGGAUAUUAUCAAAUGGUGUAACAGGGUGACCAGUCAAUAUUUAUCAUUUUGCUAUUCAAGUGAUAAAUUCACCAAAAAUUUUAAGUAAUGCUGGAUUUUUUUGCUUUUUUAUAAUAAAAUGAUAUUUUCAGGAAAAUUUUCACCCUGUAUAACUGAAAGUAAUAAUAUGCAAUAAUGUUAACAACGCAAGUUUUUGAUAUUUGUUUCUUUUCUAUAAGAUGUAAUAAAAAAUGUGAGUAAUUGUGUACAUAUUCUACCGUUGACGUUUAGAUGAUAUUUGAUUUUUCCAUAUGACAAAUCUACCUCAGUUUUUGAUGAAUUUAUGUGCCAAUUUUAAAUUUUAAGUUUCACGCCACAGUUGGCGAUUCUUAGACAAUUUUAUGUGCCAAAUAUUUCGCAAGCAAAACGUUGCUAUAUUUUUUAUAAAAGUAUGCCAAUUUUUUGCCAAGUGGGCACAUGUAUCCUAGCAGGAUGUCCUAAAAUCGAUGACAGCCCAGAAAUUUCAUCCGGCUCGGGAUUGUGGCAAUCCACAGAAAAAUACAUGUUCGUUACACUUUAGUGAUUGUUUCGAACUUUAUAUUAUAGCAUUUAUUUGAGGAUUUCACAUUUUUUAUAGAUAUCACAUGAGAGAUUAUGUGAUGUCUUUUUAAAAUUUCUGAAGUUACCUUUCAAAAGCCAAUUUUUAGCGCCAAAGAACUUUGUGUAUUAUAAAACUUAUUUUGUUUGCGUUACCUCCAUAGGUGGGUACUCCAUUUCGUACUGUAAGGGGUUAUCCUAGUGUAAAAGUACGAAAUUCAUAUACUUUUUUUAGGAAUUUCUAAAAUAAAAAGUACUAUACCAAUUGUUUUGAAAAUUUGCAUAAUCUUUUACUAUAAACAGAAGUACAUGUAAAACAAUUUUCAUAAAAAAAUAUUGAAAAUUAAACGAUUUAUACGCCAUCUACUGGCACCGUGAAAAUAAAAACAUGGCUCCACUGCUGCAGUGAUUGGGACUAAUCGAGAUCCUGAAGCAUAAAAUUUUAAAGUGAUUAUUGAAAUAUAAGUUAUUUCAUAUACAUACCAUCAACUAGGAUUUUUGAAAAAUAUUAAAAUUUGGAAAUAUGACUAAGUGUUGAACAUUUUUUUUUAAAUUAGCUAAAAUAUUUUCAUUUUCAAAAGCCGCCAAAUUGAAAUUUUUUAUCCGAUCAAAAAAUAUCUAGUUGAUGGUACAGAAAAAAAAACUUAUAUUUCAAUAAUGACUGAAAUUUUAUGUUUCAGGAUUUCUAUUUAUUAGUCCCAAUCACUGCAGCAGCACAGCUAUGUGUUUAUUUUCCCGGACACGCGCCAACUCGUAACUUUUAAUGACAAUUUUCAAAUCAAAAUGUACACCGGCCAAUUCGUAACUUUUUUUUUGCCUGGCCUGCCAACCCGAAACUUUCUUCGUGAAUUCGAAACCAUUGAUUAAAUCUAAUACCUUAAAUCUAAACCGAAUGUUUCUUGGUUUGCUUAAAAACAUUAUAUUUGUACUAUAUGUACCUAUAAAAAAUAGCAAAAAUUGAAAUAUCUUAAUAAAAUAAUUGAAACAUUAUUAUACUGUUUCAUUAACACGUGUUAAAAUAUUAUUUCCAUCAAGUAUAGCUCUACACGAGCUUGGUUUUAAUCAAGUAAUUGUAAAUUUAAUAUUUUUUAGAUGUUUAGCAAUGAUAAAUUAUUUAAAUCCAUCUGAUAAUUUAAAAGCAAAGAGAUUUUCCAUAUGUUUAUUUCAAGUCUAAAAGAUUAUACCUUUAUUUAGUUACGAAUUCACCGGUAGUUGAUCGGUUACCGAAAAAUUACCUGAGAGGGUCAGAGUUACCAAUUGGCCUGUAAUUAGGAUGGGGGAUUAAAAUAGUUACGAAUUCACCGGGACCCAUUUUCCCAAUUCUUUUUAUAAUAAAUGCUCAUGCAAAUUUUCAAAACAAUUGUUACAGUACUUUUUAUUUUAGAAAUUCCCAAAAAAAGUAUAUGAAUUUCGUACUUUUACACUAGGGCCCCUUGAUUAAAUUUGUGUUUUUUGCACAAAUUUUCACUGUCUGAUCUAGGUCUGGCUGGCAUGUUCACACUGAUUCUAGAUGGUUUAAAGAUCAUAAUAUGCAAGUCUCUAUAUAUUUUUGGUGAAUAUUUAAGUUUUUCACCAUGAGAUUUAUACAAAGAAUUUUUAUUACUAUUAAGUUGUAAUAUUGUAAAAUUAUUCUUUGGCCUUUGCUCAAUUCUCAUUUCAGAUAGUUCUCUAGAUUCUGUGGACCUCAACUUUGUUAUUGCUUUAGUUCAUUUAGUUAUAUAUUAUUUUAUAACCACUUUAGCAGGACUUGUACUCAGAAAUUAAAUAUUGUGGCGUUUUUCUUUAGGGAGCAAUGAAAGGACCUCAAAUACUUGUUCAAAUGUACAAUAGAAAUUGUUUUGGAAUUAUUUUUUGCCUAUUUAUUCUGUGGUAUGUCAAGAUCCUGACUGCUUUUUAGUUCAGCAGGAAUAGGACCAAUCAUUUUAAGUAAUAAUUGUUCGAUGUUAAUAUAUUCCUGCGGAACUGUUAAUAAUUGAUAACUUUAAUCUUUUCUUUAAAAAAGCAUAAGUAAAUAUUUUUAUAUACCAUGUAUAUUUUAUUUAUUUUAUUAAAGUGGCAUAAAGUUUUAUAUUUAGUUAAGAUAGUUAGGUAUAAAAAUAUAAAUACUAUGGGUAGCAAUAAACUUUUUAUUAAAUUUUUAUAAACAAUGCUGGUCAGUCGACUUUUGAGGCAUCUUGUAUACUUAGUGCAAUUUUAAAUAUUUUUUAACAUCAGUUUCGAAGGUUGUUUUGCGUUACGAGUUACCAAUGUUUGUAUGCAAAAGGAUAUAGUUAACGAUCAAAGAUUCCUUAACAAAUAACCACUCCAGUGUAGUAAAACAUAUUGAAUUGCAUUCCACAUGCUAAUAAAUAUCACAUACUUAUUUUGUUCAAAAAUCUAUUAUAACAGCACUAUACAGGCCAUAGAGGCCCUUGGCUUCCAUAGUCUUGAUUAGCUUUUUCUACUUUCUCCAUUCCUUCACUUGUUCUCUCCAGUCUCUUGUAUCCAUUUCUUCUAUGUCAGUCCGGACGACUUCAAACCACUUCCUUCGUGGGCUUCCUCUUCUUUUCCUCCCUUGUUCUCCUGCUUGCAAAACUCUUAGGACGUUUCUUUCUUAUGGCAUUCGUGAAAUAUGUCCCACCCAUCUAACUCUUUACGCCUUGAAUUUUAUGUGUUAUUUUAGGUCUCAUAUACAUCUCCAUUAGCUACUGGUUUGUUCUUCUGCACCAUUUCCCUUUAGCCUCUUUUAUUCCACCAAAAACUUUUCUCAAGGUUUUCCUCUCACAAAUCUCUACCUUUUUUUCUUCUUUCUGAUUUAUUGUCCAAGUUUCACGUGCAUGCAACGCCAAGUUCGAAUCUUGGCUGCCUCGACACGUUUUUGCCUUCAUCGGUGCGUUUAAUGAUCCUACUGCUUUGUUUUCUUUCAACAACCGUUUAUCUUUUUCUUUCUCUUCAUCUCCUCUGUUUGUAACUGUUACUCCAAGGUACUCAGAUUCAGUUACCGUCUCAAAUUUAUACUCGUGUCAUUCGUCCUUAGAUAGUGCUUAGAGAGUCCUUAUUUUUUUCUACAUUUUCCCCUCUCAUUUCCAUAUACUUAGUUAUUUCUUGGUUUAUAGUCAGGCCAUAUUUUUUAGACUCUUCAAAUUUUAUGAACAUUUUCGAAGUUCUAUUCUUGAACGUGUCAGAAACACUAAGUCAUCUGCAAAACCUAUGCACUAUUGUCUUUUGUUCAGAAUUGUGCCAAAAAUGGUUCAGAAUCGUGCUAUUAAAAAUCUAAUUUAUUCUAAUAUUUUUCAAAAAAAUGCAUAUGUAGCUGUCUAUAAUGUUCUUACGGCUUUAUAGAUCCACAACACACUGUUUCUUUUUAAUGUUGGUUUGCUUUUUCCUUGAAAAAGGUGUAUUUUAGCUUAACACCAAAACAAUUAACACUACAAUUUAAAACCUUUCUAUGUUCUUUUUCACUCGCAAAUUAAUUAAGUUCCCUUUGGUUUUAGCCUGCCAUAUCACUCCAACUGUAUUUUUGGACUUCUUCACUUUGGAAGAAACUCCUUCCAAAAGAAAAAUUGGUACGAUUUACUUCAUUUCCUUUCGAACCUUUUCUCGGUUCACAAUAUUUUUGUUAUCCCUAUUUCUAGAAUGUACAUCAAUUUUCAAGUUUAGAAUAUACAGAUAUUCCUUCCAUCUUCCAUAUAAAUGACCAUAUAUUAUGAUAUAGACACUAAUAAUAAAUAUGUAACUGUAAUAACAUUUUUAGUCUACAAGGGAGCAAGGUUUCAGUAUCUAUUGCAAAAUAUUUCAUUGGUAUAUCAAGUUUCUCUCUGAAAUAUGGUUCUCUUUGCCAACUAAAAUAAACAGUCUUAUCUUCUGUGUACUUAUGCGAUAUAUUCUUUGUGCAAUGAUCUACUAUUGAUAAAUACUUGUUUCAUGUGUAAUAACUUCCCUACAGUAUAGGUAAUCCUUAAAAACCUAAUGAAAUUCAUUGACCUAGAAAUAAAAGUACUUCAUAAUGGUAUUACCAUAUUAUAGGUGUACCACAUUAUUUAAUUGUAAAAACUAUUUAGGUAUGUAUAAUACCUUUAGGUACUUAUACGAGAUGGUUUGGGCAUUUACAAAGAAUUCUUAUUUGUUAACUAUGUCGUUUUGCAAUGAUUGUUUUGUUAUGUUGAUGAUGAAUAUUUGUGCGUGUGAUUUUAAUGUUAUGUUCAAAAUAUUGGACAAUUUUUGCUGUGGUUCUUAGCCCUUUUGUCAUUGGUUUAUUUAAUAUGCAUAUAGUCAAGAAAAUUCCAGAAAUUUUGUACGGGUUGUUAGAACGUCGAUCAAUUAUAAAUGGGUCAUAUUUAUUAUAUUUUUGGGGUUUAUUAUAUUUGUAUGAGUAAUACAUUUUUUUUUCUAUAUAUUUUUGUGAUAUUAUUUUUUGUAACUCACCAAAUUGUAGUUAAUUAUAAUUAACCUUAUAGUAGUUUUACGUAUUCGUUCAUGAAAAAUUGUUUCUUUUUCUUGAUGUGACUAAUUUAUAGAUGACGGGGUAACUUAACAACCCUGCCACGUGUAUUAUUUGUUUAAGACUGAUUAUAUGUAGUAAUUUGUUUCAAAGAUUUUUGAAGGUGUAAAUUUUUCUCAUACGUUACAGCUGUUUAGUCUUUAAGUUUUUGAAUGUUAUGUUACUCUUACCAUUGAACGCAAGAAUAAAUAUAGAUACUUAUUAUAA
Molecule: messenger RNA, 14277 nt
Organism: Diabrotica virgifera virgifera (western corn rootworm)
Lineage: Eukaryota; Metazoa; Arthropoda; Insecta; Coleoptera; Chrysomelidae
Product: B-cell lymphoma 6 protein homolog
Exons: 1
Coding region: 455-3280 (941 amino acids)
Biological process (GO): regulation of transcription by RNA polymerase II
Molecular function (GO): DNA-binding transcription factor activity; RNA polymerase II cis-regulatory region sequence-specific DNA binding
Source: RefSeq, a predicted model, not a curated record